GAGUUUUGGGGUCACUGCUCACACCUCUCCACCACUGCCCCCCAGAAUAACUUUGAGGAGCCCAUUGCCCUGCAAGAGAUGGACACGAGCAACGGGGUCCUGCUGCCCUUCUACGACGCCGAUUCCAGCAUUGUCUACCUCUGUGGGAAGGGUGACAGCAGCAUCCGGUACUUCGAGAUCACGGACGAGGCUCCCUAUGUGCACUACCUGAACACCUACAGCAGCAAGGAGCCCCAGCGGGGCAUGGGCUUCAUGCCCAAGCGUGGGCUGGAUGUCAGCAAGUGUGAGAUCGCCAGGUUCUUCAAGCUGCACGAGCGCAAGUGCGAGCCCAUUGUCAUGACGGUGCCACGCAAGUCAGACCUCUUCCAGGAUGACCUGUACCCCGACACACCAGGCCCCGAGCCGGCCCUGGAGGCAGAUGAGUGGCUGUCAGGGAAGGAUGCAGAGCCCAUCCUCAUCUCUCUGCGGGAUGGGUAUGUGCCCAUCAAGAACCGGGAGCUGAAGGUGGUCAAGAAGAACAUCCUGGACAGCAAACCCCCACCAAGCCCCCGGCGCAGGCACUCCACCUGCGACUCAGACUUCUCUCAGCCAGCCUUGGAGGAGGUGCUGGAGGAGAUCCGUGCCCUGAAGGAGACGGUCCAAGCGCAGGAGAAGCGCAUCUCCGACCUGGAGAACAAACUCGGCCAGUUCACCAACGGCACGGACUAGCGCGGUGGCUACGGCCACGAGCACGGGCAGGGCCAGGACUGCCCCGGCCUGCCGGGGAUUAAAGCCGAGUCCCCACCUUGGGCAGGAGCCCGGAGCCGAGUUCUUUCCCCAGGAGCCGAGGGGGCAGGCAGGGGUCUGACCUGACCCUGCCUCCACUGGCAUCAGUGGCAUCCUGGCCCAUGGGCACCCACUGCAGCUCCCAAAGGGGUAUCCUGCUCCAUGGGCAUCCACUGCAGCUCCCAAGGGGUGUCCUGCUCCAUGGGCACCCACUGCAGCUCCCAAAGGGGUGUCCUGGCCCAUGGGCACCCACUGCAGCACCCAAAGGGGUCCCACUCCUGCCAAGCACCCCAACACGGGGGCCUGCAGGCUGGGCACAGAAGCCUCCCAGCACAGGGAACUGCCAGGCCCUCCCAGGCCGGGAUGUGCUUGUGCACGGUGCUACACCCCCACCCCAUCACCCUCUCACCUCCCCCUGCCCCAUCAGCCCCUCGGAGGGUGCUCCCACCCGGCUCUUUGCUCCUGCACCCCUUUAAUAAAGGGCUCAGCCACC
Molecule: messenger RNA, 1258 nt
Organism: Zonotrichia albicollis (white-throated sparrow)
Lineage: Eukaryota; Metazoa; Chordata; Aves; Passeriformes; Passerellidae
Source: RefSeq, a predicted model, not a curated record